This is a messenger RNA of Saccostrea cuccullata (small rock oyster), 1181 nucleotides long. RefSeq lists its product as uncharacterized. The record is from RefSeq and is a predicted model, not a curated record. The transcript is spliced from 4 exons. Lineage: Eukaryota; Metazoa; Mollusca; Bivalvia; Ostreida; Ostreidae. The coding region runs from base 1 to 1071 and encodes 356 amino acids.
AUGGGAGUUCCGCAAACAUCCCGUAGUGCUUCAGACGUCGUACCUCGCAAAAAAACAAGUCGUGAGCUGGCGUAUAUAAGUGCACUGAACAUUAACAAGUCCCAUAUCGGUGAAAUCGUGUCUGGGCGGAAUAUAACAGAAACUAAGCUACUGGAAACCCGACUGGAACUUCUAGAAAAAGACAAACGAGUUUUGGAAAGGGAACACUUUUGGAAGCAGAGACAAUUCUUCAUAGACAAAGUGUUUGACAAGGAUCGCCGUCUAAAGUAUGCCGGUAUUGCCAAUAAGAUUUCCGAGGAAAAGAAGAAACACGUGAAAAGCAUUGAAUCGUCCAAAACACCUGCUAAACUUCCUAGCAUUUCUAAGUCUGCAAAAUAUGACGUUUCACUAACUAAGCAUUUCUUUCCGGGAAAAAUUGAUCACAGAAAGAGCGUUAAUUACAAACUGGUACAACAUGGACAAGAGAAGCUAAUGGCUGCCGUGAGAGCAUUUCAAGCUGCACUAGAAAUUCGAAAACGUUAUUUGGAGAGAAAGAGAAAUGAAGGUCUUGAGGAAGAACAGAAUAGUGAAUUGGUAGAUGAAGGUGACGAAGGCAAGAGUAACAGUGAAGGCGGUACUGAUGAUUCCAAUGACAAGUCCAUCUCCGAAAUUCAAAAAAGCAAGUUCAUUAAAUACGUUGUGAAAAAUUGGAGAAACUAUAAAAAAUCAGAAACACACCCGACGCCAACAAACAGUAGCUCAAAAGAAAAGACAAUAAAACAAGUAAGAAAUCGCAAAAUGUCCCAAGAUGGAGAGAUGCUUGGCAACCGGACACGUGACCGUCGACGUCACUCCUUGGUGAGGACUGAUGAGGACAAAUUGCUACUUAAACUGGCCAUGACUCUCCCUCCAAACGUUAUGUCGGAGGCUAACGACAAGUUAUCAGACCUGAGCUCUGUGUUGGGGUUCUCCUCACGCAAUGAGAGACUCCGCCAGCAGGCGGCGAGUGUCCUACACCGACCCGUCCUCACCGACCAAAGAUUUGUCAACCUCCAGAAAACGUUAAUUAGGUCAUCAACAACUCACUACUGAUGUUUGAAUGGCGAUGGAAAUAAAACUUAAUGAUAUAAGUUUUGCCCUCAUUUACCCAUAAUAUCUGAAGUUUUCAAAUAAGAAUAAUAAUCGUUUUAACUGAUAAAGUA